Elgaria multicarinata webbii is the source of this 631-nucleotide messenger RNA. RefSeq names its product struthiocalcin-1-like. The coding region runs from base 1 to 615 and encodes 204 amino acids. The transcript is spliced from 6 exons. NCBI's taxonomy places the organism in Eukaryota, Metazoa, Chordata, Lepidosauria, Squamata, Anguidae. Gene Ontology annotation, molecular function: signaling receptor activity. The record is from RefSeq and is a predicted model, not a curated record.
AUGGCCCUGGGGGCCGGAGGAGUCCAGCUGGGACAGGCGCAGGGGCCUGGCGGGAUCCUUAUCUGCCUCCGUCUCUGCUGGAAUCCUUCCCGCAGGCAGCUGAUGGCAGAUGACCCCUGCAUAGCUGAAAAAAUCAAGAAGAUGGGUCUGAUGGCCUGUUUCAGCAUUGGGCUCCUCGGAUGCCUGGUGGGUGGACCCUUCCUGGGCGGAGUCCACGCUGACAAAGGCUGCCCUCAGAACUGGCUCGGCUACAACGGACGCUGCUACGGCUACUUCCCCCAGGAGGUGACCUGGCAACAGGCGGAGAGACGAUGCCAGCAGAGCGGGGGCCACCUGGCCUCCAUCCUGAACGUCAACGAACACAAGGCCAUCGCCCGCUUCCUGCGCCAGUCCCAGGGCGAUGAUGAUGAAGACGUCUGGCUGGGGCUCUCUAUCAAAAACCGCAAAUGGGCCUGGGUGGAUGGCAGCCCUGUGGAAUACACCGCGUGGGAAGAGUACGAGAGCUACGAUGACCUGGACGACGAGCACUGCGCUCAACUGGAGGACUCCUCCGGAUUCAUGCAGUGGGAUAAUGAGUCCUGCUUUGACAAGAACCCCUUCCUCUGCAAGGUGUAGGCAAGGCACACGGUGG